Fukomys damarensis (Damara mole-rat) is the source of this 1429-nucleotide messenger RNA. RefSeq names its product ankyrin repeat and SOCS box protein 9. Bases 212 to 1429 code for a protein of 405 amino acids. The record is from RefSeq and is a predicted model, not a curated record. Gene Ontology annotation, molecular function: protein binding. NCBI's taxonomy places the organism in Eukaryota, Metazoa, Chordata, Mammalia, Rodentia, Bathyergidae. Gene Ontology annotation, biological process: positive regulation of protein catabolic process; protein ubiquitination; intracellular signal transduction. The transcript has 11 exons.
UGCAGGGAGAUCCAUCAUGACUGCCUAGGUGGCGGCAGGGAUGAAGGGAAGCUCUGCUAUGUACACCAGAGGAAAGCAGACUGUCUGACCACCACGUGUAUAAUUCAGCCAGCCACAGAACUGGAAUUUCCCAGGGGCGUGAGAAGCACGGAAUUUGGACUUUCCUAAGCAACUGAAGUGGGGGGUAGAACUUACUGCCCCAGGAAACACCAUGGAUAACAGACCAGAAGGCAGUAAUACCCGCAUGCCCCUGGGGCUAGGAGGCUUUGUUGACAACAGGAGAUUUUCGAACUCAUUUAUGAAGGAUAUUGUGUCUUACUGGUCUCCGGUGCACGAAGCUGCAAUCCAUGGACGUCUGUUCUAUUUGAGGAACCUCAUCAACCAGGGGUGGCCUGUGAAUAUCAGCACAGCAGAUCAAGUGUCGCCACUCCAUGAAGCCUGUCUUGGAGGUCAUCCAUCUUGUGCAAAUAUGUUAUUAAGACAUGGAGCUCAGGUGAAUGCUGUGACCACAGACUGGCAUACUCCCCUGUUUAAUGCAUGUAUCAGUGGCAGCCUGGACUGUGUGCAUUUGCUUCUGCAGCACGGAGCCAGCCCCCACUCAGAGAGUGAUCUGGCGUCUCCAAUCCAUGAGGCUGCUAAGAGAGGCCAUGUGGAGUGUGUCGAGAUGCUUAUAGCUCAUGGUGCCAACAUUAACCAUAACAUCAGCCUCCUGGGCACUCCCCUUUAUUUGGCUUGUGAAAAACAGCAGAUAGCCUGUGCCAAGAAGCUUCUGGAGUCAGGAGCAAGUGUGAACCAAGGCAGGGAUCUGGAUACUCCUCUUCAUGCAGUGGCCAGGCUCUCCAACGGGGAGCUGGCCUGCCUGCUCAUGGACUUCGGAGCAAACACCCAGGCCAGGAAUGCUGAUGGCAAACGUCCUGUGGAACUGGUGCCUCCAGACAGCCCUUUGAUCAAUCUCUUCUUACAGAGAGAAGGGCCGGCGUCUUUGAUGGAGUUAUGCCGCUUGAGAAUCCGGCAGUGCUUUGGAAUCCAGCAACAUCAUAAGAUAUCUGAGCUCACCCUCCCGGAGACACUGAAACAGUUUCUGCUACACAUUAAUUGUGUCGAGGGAAUGGAUUUGCAAACAAGAGCAAAACAUUGUGUUGCUGCCGAGGGAAUUCACAGGAAUGAGGCAAUCACUGUAAUUCAAACAAUUUCUCCUCAUUUAAGAAAACUCCACUGCAUGUUGAAAGAAGCCCAACUCAGCCUACAUUUCAUUAUUGAAUGUGAAAAGGAAGAUGCCUUUGGUACCUGCAUCGUACCUCCUCAGCCUGCCUCUGAUCUCAGUCGCAGGCGAGAUGGACAGCUCCUUGCAAAUCUAGACUCAGAUUGCACUUGCAAGACCAACCUCAAGCACACACCUUUCUGCAUCUCACUCCGAGAUCUCUUCUGA